Molecule: messenger RNA, 225 nt
Organism: Gongylonema pulchrum
Lineage: Eukaryota; Metazoa; Nematoda; Chromadorea; Rhabditida; Gongylonematidae
Source: the annotation of a GenBank genome assembly
AUGUUACUAUUAUUAGUACCUGUGUUGCAGGGAAGCACUUAUAAAAACGGCGUAAAAAACUGCACACAUUUUGAAUGGAAAAUGAAUGGCGUCGGUCUGGAAUUCAAUCAUCUCUUUGGCUUUGGUGUGCUGGAUGCAGCCGAAAUGGUCAUGCUAGCAAUGGUCUGGAAAACGGCUCCACCACGAUUUCACUGUGAAGCAGGAACUAUUGCUAUACCACAGUAA